Molecule: messenger RNA, 2316 nt
Organism: Saprolegnia parasitica CBS 223.65
Lineage: Eukaryota; Oomycota; Saprolegniomycetes; Saprolegniales; Saprolegniaceae
Exons: 7
Coding region: 1-2316 (771 amino acids)
Biological process (GO): retrograde vesicle-mediated transport, Golgi to endoplasmic reticulum
Cellular component (GO): SNARE complex; endoplasmic reticulum
Molecular function (GO): SNAP receptor activity
Source: RefSeq, a predicted model, not a curated record
AUGGCAGCGACGUCCGUGUACGAGCGCGUGACGCAGCUGCUGCACGACAAGGAGGCUCAGGCGGCGCUCUCGAUCAAGGAGGGCAAUCAUCUCACGGAGCAGCUGGCGACGGCGAUUGAACGCUUGACCGAGAAGAUCCGCGAGGACCCUGACGGGCGGGACAAGUGGACGCAGCACAAGGCGCGCGGCGAGGCCUUGGCCAAGCAGUGGGCAGCCUGCAUGCGCAAGCUGCGACUGGUCAAAGAGCAUGAAGGGCUCGUGGCCAAGGCGCCGGGCGCGACCAAGCUCCAGGAGAAGGCGCCGCAUGUGGCUGUGAACCAGUCGCUCAAGCGCACGCAGCAGAUUCUGCGCCAAGAAAUGGACCGCGCCGGGCACGUCCAAGCGCGCCUUGUCGAGGGCAAGUCGCACCUCAAGCAGUCGAACGACACGUACACGGAGCUCGAAGCCGAACUCUCGCGCACGCGGAAACUCCUCACCGAGCUCCAGCUUCAAGCCAACAAGGACCGCAUCUGGAUCGGUGCUGGCAUCGCGCUGCUCAGCAUCUCUGUCACGAUCAUCGUGGAGGCGCAGGUCGUGGCGCAAGACCUCCAGCUCGACGGGCUCGGCAAAAGCCCGUUUCGGAUACCGAGAAAAGAUCGCGGGGACAUGGAGUCUCCGGGCAGCGACCGCAGCGAAGUGUCUGUCGAAGGACUCAUCGACCGCUUCCGCCACGGUCUGCCUCUGCACGCGCGGUCGCCGCGACGCACGCCCACACGCCGUCCGACGCUCGAUGGCAUCAUCGCCCAAGACAUCCAUGAACUCGACGCGAUCAUCCACCACGGCCGGACAAAGGAAGCGGUCCGUCGGCCAAUGUCGCCGCCAGUAUCGUAUGCACCCAUGCUGCACCGCACGAUUUCAGUUGAGGACGACAUUGCGGCCAUGCUCCUCCUCCAACAGCAACAGUCGACACAGCGCCACGAGCCGGCGCAACCGUCGCCGCCGCCGGCCGCCAACGACAUUCAAGUCUCGGCAUCCACCGCCGACGUCAUUCGCAACACGGGCAUUGCAAUCGACCGAGACAUGGCCCAGGCGCUCGCAUCGUUCCAGCGCUGGGAAGAGAGUCGGGCCGAGGUCGCGCCGUCCGCCGAGGCGCAAGCAGAGGCUACAUUGCCUCUCUCGGCGCUCACGAUCGCGACCGAGCUCGACGCCGCCUUUGAGCUCCUCAACAAGAAAGCCAAAGCGUACCCAAAGCCAGACGCAGCACCCGCCACCAAGGCACCGUCCGCCGAGGCCAACCAAGCGAAGAGUAUUGUUCAAGGCCACGCUGUUGCCUCGGCGCACGAGCUCCACGAGACGCUCGAGCGCUUGGAAAAGGCAGCAGAGACCGCCACAGCGACCUCGCCGCAGCUCGACCACAUUGUCCGAAGCCAAGCGAUGGUCGACGACUACGACUUGCGUGGCAUCCUCGCCCGCAUCAACAUGGUGGCACCGGCGCCGCUGUUUCCGCCAUCGUUUUCGCCGAGCUUGGGGCCCCCACGCGACACGGAGGCGUCGGUCCUCGACGAGUUGCAACGUCUCAAGGCCUUUGCGGCUGCGCAAACGCGCGCUAUCGAGGCAGCGUACGCACCGUUGUCGCCGCCGCCAAAAGGCCGCUCCGACUCGCCGAGCGACAACGAGGGCUACGACAGUCGCAUCGACAUGGACAACAACAACAACAACGAGCAUGACGACGACGACGACGAGAUGCACGCGUACGACGACGACGGCUGCAACUGGGCGAGCUUGGCGCUCCACAGCCGGGCGAUUGUCGAAGAUUUGAGCGUUGCCAUGUACACGCUACGCCACCGGCUCGACUGCGAUGCGAAAGAGCAGCGCGACCGCGACGAGACCGAGCUUCGGGAGAGAGACGCGAAGGCUAAAGCCAAGGCGGCGGCGGAUGCCGCCAAGGCACAAGCCGAGAGCGAUGCCAACGACUUGGUCGCGGCCAAAGAGCGCGUCAUGGGCAUGACGUCCUGUCAGUUGGCGGCGGACGAUGACGACGGCGUGUGUGUUCCUGCCGUCGUUCUCGAUCCGCGCCGAGAUGCAAAGUUGCCACCGGCGCCGCGACCGUGGGACGAGGCGGUGGACGUGCUCCAACGCUUUGAUGCGCUCCUGCCGCCCAACGACGACGACGACAGCGACCGCUUCCGUCGGCCUUGGUCCCCGCCUCCGGGCGACUAUAACGGUCGUCGACGCCAGGAGGCAUUCGAGUCAGACGAUAGGCGCGGUCAUUGGCGUGCCGACGAGCCUGUGGUUCGCGAGAAGGCGCGACAACGGGACUAUAGUGGCCUGAGGUAG